Molecule: messenger RNA, 429 nt
Organism: Aureobasidium uvarum
Lineage: Eukaryota; Fungi; Ascomycota; Dothideomycetes; Dothideales; Saccotheciaceae
Source: the annotation of a GenBank genome assembly
AUGCCUCUUGUAGGAGGUUAUGUGGCUGAUGCACAUCUCGGUCGUUACAAGACUAUUCAUGUUGCUAUCGUCAUCGGUAUCGUCGCUCACAUAAUUCUCGUGGCUGCGUCUGCACCCGACGUGAUUAUCCACAAGACUAGCGCCACUGCCGCAUUCAUCAUCGGUCUUCUCACACUGUGUGUUGGUACUGGUUUCUUCAAGGCCAACAUCUCUCCACUGCUUGCUGAGCAGAACACUGAUCUUCGGAUGCGUGUCGAGACGCUUGCAACUGGAGAAAGAGUGAUUGUUGACCCAGCAGUGACCAAUUCAAGAAUAUUUUUGUGGUUCUACUUCUGUGUCAACAUUGGCUCCUUGACUGGACAGAUUUCUAUGGUCUAUGUCGAGAAAUUUGUGGGCUUCUGUGGGUUUGAAAGAUAUACAGUUCAGUGA